Molecule: messenger RNA, 390 nt
Organism: Ilex paraguariensis (yerba mate)
Lineage: Eukaryota; Viridiplantae; Streptophyta; Magnoliopsida; Aquifoliales; Aquifoliaceae
Source: the annotation of a GenBank genome assembly
AUGUUUAUCAAAAUGGAGGAGCUUGCAGGCUAUACAGUAGGUGGUGGAUCAUUGGGCAAAGUGGACAGUGGAUUAUCAAAGGGGAGAUCAAUAUGUAUAGUCCCCAGUACUUUUGCCAGUGAUGAAGUGGAAGACCCAGAUGGCAUGGAGCCUUAUGAGUACUCCAUAAAAUGGGGACUUGUGGUGGCAGAGGCAGUGCUUGGACAAUUGGGCAGAAUGCAAAAUUUGGUGCAACGAGUGGCGAAUCUGAAAGAGGACACAGAAACGCCAUCUUCACUCCUCUAUGACCAAUUAGUUGAUGCUACUUCUUAUCGUACUCUCGUGGGUGAUCUUCAGUAUCUCACCCUCACUUUGCCAGACCUAUCUCACGCUGUUAAUUUAGUGUGUUGA